GAAUGUAUCACAAGGGAGGAGUUAGCAAAACAGUGAAGUUUAGCCUAGCAGGAAACACCGAGGCUACCACCGCAGCGGUGGAAAAAGAAAGCACCAAUACCACUUUUAGUCUUUAACCGGGGCUCAGUCGUGAUAUUUCCUCAGCAAAUAACCUGUGAGUACUCGCUUACGUGCUGGUCACAUUUUCCACGACUUUUUAUGUGGAGAGAGCUCUUGGCCAACUAAAUCACCGGACACUGGCCGGGGGUGGAAUCUUAUCCAGCGGCUGUAAACUGUGGACCUCGGCUGAGCAACGGCUGUUUUGAAUCAGUGUGUGUCAGUGGGCCCACAGGCUCCACGCCGGUGCUGAGACAGGAUGAAGAGGUUCAGGCGACACGGCCAGGAGUCCCAGAGAGAUCGACUCAAACAGGAACUCUUCCAGUUCAACAAGACAGUGGAGCAUGGAUUCCCCCACCAGCCCAGCGCUCUGGGCUACAGUCCCUCCCUGCAGCUGCUGGCCAUCGGCACACGCUCCGGGGCCAUCAAACUGUAUGGAGCUCCAGGUGUGGAGUUCAUGGGUCUACAUGAUGAGAAUGCUGCUGUCACACAGGUGCACUUCCUCCCCCACCAGGUUGAACUAGUGACUCUGCUGGAUGACAACAGUCUGCACAUGUGGACAUUAAGAGCUCACAAGGGACUCUCUGAACUGAUGGAGAUAGGACGCUUCACACUCACUGGACCUCCUGGUGCCCCUCCAAGUGUGACCCGAGUUACGGCAGUGCUGGCUCACUCCUCAGGGGAGCUGCUGCUGCUGGGGACAGAAGGAGGACAUGUCUUCAUAGUUGAAGUCCCAGGGUUCAGAGAGCUGGAAGAGAGAAACAUUAGUCUCGACCAAGUCGCUAGCAGUGUACCAGACGACUACAUCGGCCGCAGGAAUCUGGAACACAUAGAGGCCUUACAGGAGAACCCGGUCAACCCAAACCAAGUUGUUAUUGGCUAUGGACGAGGUCUCAUGGUCAUCUGGGAUCUGGAGAAACAGUGCGCCAUCCAGCACAUCCCCGCCACACAGCAACUGGAGAGUGUGUGGUGGGCAGAGGACGGAGGCUACAUUCUCAGUUCACACAGUGAUGGAAGUUACUGUCGAUGGAUGGUGAGUGUCGAGGAGGUGAACGAGGAGGAGGAGGAGAAAUCAGACAUUCCUUAUGGACAUUUCCCAUGCAAGGCCAUUUCUAAAAUAAUUCAGCUACCUACACAAGAAGGGCCUCCGUUCCUCCUGUUCAGUGGUGGUAUGCCCAGGGCCAGCUACGGGGACAGACACUGUAUCACAGUGAUCCACAGUAAAACACACGUGGCUCUGGACUUCACCUCCAGGAUAAUCGACUUCUUCGCCAUCAGAGAAGGACCACAGCACAUAGGAGAUCCCAGUGCGCUGGUAGUCCUGGUAGAGGAGGAGCUGGUAGUGAUUGACCUGCAGACGGAGGGCUGGCCGGUCAUUCAGACACCGUACCUGGUUCCCCUCCACAGUUCAGCAAUCACCUGCUCCCACCACGUCUCCGCUAUCCCCCUCAAACUGUGGGAGAGGGUCAUCGCUGCUGGAGACCUGCAGAGCACACACUACUCCAAAAGGCCAUGGCCAAUAACAGGAGGCCAGAAUCUGGCCCCCGACCCUCCACAGAGAGACCUGCUGCUCACAGGGCAUGAGGACGGGACUGUGCGUUUCUGGGAUGCAUCAGGAGUCUGUCUGUAUCCCAUGUAUAAGUUAAGCACAGCUGGAGUGUUCCACACAGAUGCUGAUCCCAAUGAUAACAUGAACCAAGGCACUGAAGGAGAGUGGCCGCCAUUCAGAAAGGUUGGCUGUUUUGACCCCUACAGCGACGACCCGAGGCUCGGCAUACAGAAGAUCCACCUUUGCAAAUACAGUGGUUACCUGACUGUAGCUGGCACCGCUGGACAGAUCCUGGUGCUGGAGCUGAAUGAUGAGGCAGCAGAGCAGACAGUGGAGGCUAAAGUUGUGGAUUUGCUGCAGGGCCAAGAGGGCUUCCGCUGGAAGGGCCACACUCAGCUGGACGUGCGAGAGGAGCCGGUGCUGUUUCCUCCAGGCUUCCAGCCUUUCUCCCUGGUCCAGUGUCAGCCUCCUGCUGUGGUCACGGCCCUCACCCUGCACUCAGAGUGGAAGCUGGUAGCUUUUGGCACCAGCCACGGCUUUGGUCUAUACGAUUACCAACAGAAGAACAACGUCCUCAUCAAGUGCACUCUGAACCCCAGUGACCAGCUGGCCAUGGAGGGUCCUCUGUCCAGGGUGAAGAGCAUUAAGAAAUCCCUCCGACAGUCCUUCAGGAGAAUCAGACGUAGCAGAGUCUCGCUAAGGAAACAUCACGUCAACAACGCUGCCAAGCUCCAGGAGGCGAACGCUCGUCUGGAAGCUGAACUGGCAGAGAUGGAGCUGGCUCCUGUCCAGAGAAAGAUCGAGGCUCGCUCCUCAGACGACUCGUUCACCGGCCUAGUGCGGACGAUCUACUUCGCAGACACCUUCCUCUCGGACAGUUCACAUAACACUCCCUCCCUGUGGGCAGGGACCAAUGGCGGCUGUGUGUUUGCAUACAUGCUCCGCCUUCCUCCUGUAGAGCACAGAGCAGACGAACCAGUCACCGCACAGUCGGCUAAGGAGAUCCAGCUCAUGCACCGCGCUCCUGUUGUUGGUAUCGUGGUGCUGGACGGUCACGGGGCUCCUCUCCCUGAGCCCCUCGAGGUGGCCCACGACCUGGCUCGCUCACCGGACAUGCAGGGCUCACACCACCUCCUGGUCAUAUCUGAGGAGCAGUUUAAGGUUUUCACCCUGCCAAAGGUGAGCGCUAAGAUGAAGCUGAAGCUGACGGCCGUGGAUGGCUCCAGAGUACGGAGGGUGGGCGUGGCCUGGUUUGGCAGCAGUCGCUCGGAGGACUACGGUGAGAGCGGCCUGGUGGUUCUGACCAAUCAGGGUGAUGUCCACGUGGUGUCACUGCCCACAGUCAAGUUGCAGGUUCAUUACCCCUGCGUACGGCGAGAGGACGUCAGCGGCAUCGCUUCCUGUGUCUUCACCAAGCAUGGCCAGGGCUUCUACCUGAUCUCUCCAUCGGAGUUUGAACGCUUCUCUCUGUCCACCCGCUGUGUGGUGGAGCCUCGCUGUCUAGUGGAGGUUCCUCUUCUUUCAGGCUCCUCCACCCAACGCAGGCCAAAGCCUGAUGUAGCUUCAUCUGCUCAUAGAAACGCCAGACAAGACGGUGAAGAUGCAGAAAGUGCAGCUAGACGUGUUAUGGAGCAUGCUUUGCUGAAUGACGAGAAAGUACUUCAAGAGAUCCAGAAGUCACUUGAAGGAGACCAGACGGAAACAUGCAGCCUUAAAGCAGGAGCAGUCAUGGUGAUGGAAGCUAUGGUGUGUUUGCCACAGGUCAUUCCUGGAGAAUAAUGUGAAGAGUGCUGUAGCUUAAGAGACAUCUCUGGCCUGUUGAGAGUGAACCGGCAUGUUGACGUGUAUGAAGCGUACUGCAGUCCUGUAGCAGCACUCGCCUCCUGCUCGGCUGACACAACCACUACUGACCCCUGACCCCUGACCCCUCGCCCAGUGACAACGACCCCUCGUGGAGAGACAGCAGAUGGCUCCCGGCAGCCAUGCUCACUCACGGUGCAGACAGAGGGUGAAGGACGAGACGCCGCCUGUGCCUAAAGACCACACGCUGUACACAAAGGAUCACAGCACGGUCACCACCAUUUAACCCAAAGCUACAUGAAGCACAUUCCUGACAUGUGACCAAUGCCAUGAUUCAUCACAUCCACAUCAACGCCAGCAUCUCCAAUAUGCCAUAGAUGCCACUUGUGGAAGCUGUUUUGACUUAAAGUGCAACCAUACCCACUUCCCUCUGAAAGCCUUCUCACCAGCAGCCUUCUCAUGUGGAUUCUGUGGAAACGCUUCGUCCAAUCACAGGGUGCUCUGCUGUGCAAUCUCACUGGCCUUCAUCUCCCCACACGCACACACAGCUGGAAGGAAUGUGGGGGAUGCUUUGAGUAAUGUUGAUGAAAAUAUUUUAUAGCUUAAGUUUUAUGUGAUUUGUGCCUGAUUUUUUUAUUUUUUAUUUGAGGAACCCUCCGAUUUAUACUGUGGAAGCCCAUUUCUGGCAGGAGAAUAAAAAUCAGAUGAUAAGUUAGGAAUGAUAAUAAAUGAAAAUGCUCAUGGUGAAUUGAAACUAUGUGAUAAGUCAAUAUUAUGGGAUACUAUGUUAAAUUAUGACUCAAUAUUUUGUAUAGAAAGUCAAAAAUCUGGAUUUUCUUUUCACAUUUUAGAUUUAGUUUAAUAUAAGUACAUUUUAAAAGUAAGUUAUAUCUUUGAGGUAGUAUUAUUAAUUUUACUUGCGAGCCCUCAUUUUAUUUAUCGCAUUGUUUUAGUUUUGACUUGGAUCUUGUAUCAUAUAUAUUUUUCACAUACGGUAUCAUCUUUUAGUAAAUCUCAUACUUACUACUUGAAUAAAUGACUUGGUAUUAUAAUUUUACAGUGAAGUCAUACCUUUUACCUAGUAUCCUGUCAUUUUGAUUCAAAACGGUUUGUACUAUUUUGAUGCAAAAGUUUCAUACUCUUGCUUUGGUCAAAACGUUUUUUUAAUCCUUACAUGUCAAAAUCUCCCCCCUCCUUUUUUUUCUUUUUCUAUUUUGAAGUAAAUGGGCUUCUAUAAUAUUCAGAUGAACGAUCAAGGGAAAUGUUUUCAGUGAUGCCCCAGAAGAGAAAAAAAAAAGAUGGAAAAGUUUCUGUAUGAUGGGCCACAUGAUGUUGACUUGUUUUGUUUCUCAGUCAUCAUUCACUAAAUUAGUCCCAGCGUUACAAACUGUAAUGUCCCGAGUUACUGCUGACACAGCCCUCUCCCUCCCGUCCACUCUACUUUGUAACCGGCCAUAGGUACUUCUCCAUACUGCGGAGCUCACAGUGCUGUACUUUUUUGGGGGAACAGCUUUUUAUGGGGUUUUGUUUUUAAUCAUUUUUUAUGUAAACCAUUUUUUAUGCCAGCAAUGAAUAAUGUAAUUUAGGAAUGUAAUUGUAAGCUAUUGUAGUGAAAUGUUUUUAAUAUAUACAGUUUGUAUGUGACUCAGUCUGUACCUGUGGGCCUGUUGUAACUGGGGUUGGCUGCUAUUUAGAUCGUACAAGGAAAUAUUUUGGUACUGUGUCUCAGAAUGCUGGGUAUUUAGCAUCAGCCUAGAAUAUAUUUUUGUAGUGAACUGAUUAAGAACCCUAAAAAUCUUUUAUUUGUAACUUCACACUACAGUUUUCUUGUGGAUUAUUAUUACAUGUUUUUUCCCAAGAA
Cottoperca gobio is the source of this 5306-nucleotide messenger RNA. It is a transcript of the gene llgl2, whose product is annotated as LLGL scribble cell polarity complex component 2. Lineage: Eukaryota; Metazoa; Chordata; Actinopteri; Perciformes; Bovichtidae. Gene Ontology annotation, molecular function: GTPase activator activity; myosin II binding. The coding region runs from base 356 to 3424 and encodes 1022 amino acids. The transcript is spliced from 27 exons. Gene Ontology annotation, biological process: regulation of establishment or maintenance of cell polarity; cortical actin cytoskeleton organization; regulation of Notch signaling pathway. The record is from RefSeq and is a predicted model, not a curated record. Gene Ontology annotation, cellular component: cytoplasm; cortical actin cytoskeleton; plasma membrane.